UAACACGGGACACAAUAAACUUGACAGGCAUGUGUCGGGGAGACGCUGAACUGACUUGAUUGAAUCUGACAGUGAACGAUCUGUCAACAUCACAGGAUAUCACACACAGGGCCAAGAGCUCAACUGUACAAGUUACCAAUCCACAAACAACUUGUCUACAUUAAGAUGGCAAACACGGGAGGUCGGAGACUGAAACAGUGGCUGGUGGAGCAGAUCCAGAGCGGACAGUACUCUGGACUGCAGUGGGAGGAUGAAAGCCGCAUUUUGUUCCGAAUUCCAUGGAAACACGCAGGGAAACAGGAUUACAACCAAGAAGUAGAUGCAUCUAUUUUCAAGGCCUGGGCUGUGUUUAAAGGCAAGUUUAAGGAGGGGGACAAGGCUGAGCCUGCAACAUGGAAGACCAGACUUCGCUGUGCUCUGAAUAAAAGCCCUGACUUUGAGGAGGUGACCGAAAGGUCACAGCUGGACAUCUCUGAGCCCUAUAAAGUGUAUCGCAUUGUACCCGAGGAAGAGCAGAAACAUGGCAAAAGCUCAGUGAUGGCAAUGGCAACUACCACCAGCCCUGGUGAUAUCACUGACAUGGACUGCAGCCCUGCAGAACUAGAGGAGCUCAUUAAAGAGGAGGAAGGGUGUAGUAUUCAGGCCAGUCCAGAAUAUUGGUCCCAGGGCAGCAUAAAUGCUUUCCCACUGCACCAGGAGCCUUUGCCAUCAGGCACUCUCAGCUCAGCUCACUCCCAAAUGAUGAUCAGUUUCUACUAUGGAGGAAAGCUGAUGCACAACACAGUGGUUGCUCAUCCUGAAGGCUGCCGGAUUUCCCCACAACAACAACACUUGGGUCGUGGCGCCGUAUACAGUUCAGAUAGCAUGCAGAGUGUUCAUUUCCCCCCUGCUGAGCUCAUUGAGUAUGACCGCCAGCGCCAUGUCACACGCAAGCUCCUGGGCCACCUGGAGAGAGGUGUACUGGUCCGUGCCAACCAAGAGGGCAUUUUCAUCAAAAGGCUGUGCCAGAGCCGUGUCUUCUGGAGCGGGCUGGGAGAAGUGGGCUCACAAUACAGCCCCAUGCCUUGUAAACUUGAGAGGGAUGCUGUUGUCAAGAUUUUUGACACAGAAAGGUUUCUUCAAGCUCUACAGCUGUACCAGGAAGGCCAGUUUCCUGCUCCUGACCCAACAGUGACUCUGUGUUUUGGAGAGGAGCUCCAUGAUCUCAGCAAUGCAAAAGCCAAACUGAUCAUUGUGCAGAUCACUGUAGUGAACUGCCAGCACCUGCUAGAGGCAGUGAACAUGCGUCGCUCCCAGCCCUACUGCAACAACCCAAACCUGGAGAUGUCUGAUAAUGUGGCCACUGACCAGAUGGCCCGCAUCUACCAGGACUUGUGCAGCUACAGCGCACCCCAGAGGCCAGCCUGCUACAGGGACAACAUGCCCAUCACUGCCUGAACUGCUCACGGUUCAGACAGUUUAGUUCUCAAAACUUUAUUUUAUUCUGACAUGCAUUAUCUUUUUUGUUUUGAUUUAGCAGUUUUGCAUUCAGCCUUUAUUAUAGAUAGGUUUUACUAUCAUAUUGUGUUUUUUACUGAACUGUAAUGAAAUGCUUGGAUGUACAGUAAAGCAUUUUGUUUUUUACUAAACUA
This is a messenger RNA of Micropterus dolomieu (smallmouth bass), 1631 nucleotides long. RefSeq names its product interferon regulatory factor 8 (gene irf8). NCBI's taxonomy places the organism in Eukaryota, Metazoa, Chordata, Actinopteri, Centrarchiformes, Centrarchidae. Gene Ontology annotation, cellular component: nucleus. Gene Ontology annotation, molecular function: RNA polymerase II cis-regulatory region sequence-specific DNA binding; protein binding; DNA-binding transcription factor activity, RNA polymerase II-specific. The coding region runs from base 166 to 1437 and encodes 423 amino acids. Gene Ontology annotation, biological process: immune system process; regulation of transcription by RNA polymerase II. The transcript has 9 exons. The record is from RefSeq and is a predicted model, not a curated record.